GCCAGAUUCGAGCAAGACAAACACACAUUGUUGGCAUGAUGUUUUGUAAUCAUUUGCGGAGGCAGUAGAAUACUUUGGUCCGAGCAUGUGGUUUUUAACAUUCACGGAUUGAGGCAGCAUGGCCCGAACUGCCUCCUUACUUCCCGCUUUGGUGUGGCAGCAAUUGGUUGAGCCGCAUCGUUUGCUCGACGUCAGACAUCAAAUUGUUUUCCCGCCUGCCUUCGAAGUGGUAAAAUUGAAGCCAUCAGGAUUCAAUGUUCCGUUCAAGCCAGAUCUUUGUCCAUUCCAACACUUGCAGUGUUGCCCCUGUGUGUACACUGAUCCCGAUCUAAGCUUCCAGCCCCCAAUAGAUGCCCUGCGACGCAUCUGAGGUCGUCAUGGAAGAAUCAAUUGAGAGCGUCGGUGAAACUGUGAAGCAAUUCCUCUCAAGCAAUGGCUCUACUUCAAGCAGUCGUUCAACCGUUGUGUUUGACCGACUCUUUGUCGAGGGCAGCGGACGUGGUAUACAAGCCGCACCAAAUGUGUGGUCCCGGUUGAAGUCGUGGUCGAAUAUCGUCAAUCCGCGGGCAUACGGCCAACCCGAGGAUUCACGAACUCUGCUACAUGGGUUCUCCGGUUCAUUAGAGGGCGGCGAGAUGCUGCUCGUCAUUGGAAAGCCGGGCAGCGGUUGCACCACGUUCCUCAAGGCUCUGGCAAACAUGCGGGACGAGUACAAGGACACGACUGGAGUGCUCACGUACGGUGGUCGUCCGGCUGGUGAACGCGAUCUUGACCCUGUUAAGCCAACUUUCUGUGCUGAGGAGGAUAGUCACCUACCCACCCUGACGGUCGCUCAAACCCUGAGCUUUGCCAUACGGGCGACAUGGAAUGCACGGGCUUCUCGAGCGACUAUCAACACUGCAGUCGAGACGCUGGCCAAGUGCGUCGGCUUAAGCAAAGUCCUGAGGACAAGAGUCGGGAAUGCAGCCAUACGUGGCGUGAGUGGUGGCGAAAGGAGACGAGUAUCGCUCGCCGAGGCAAUAGCAACCUGUCCAGAUGUUCUCUGUCUCGAUAACCCUACCAAUGGCUUGGAUUCAGCAACAGCUCUGGACUUUAUCCAUAUGAUGAGGGAGUUUACCAACCAGCACGGAUGCUCUACCGCUAUGAGCGUAUACCAAGGCAGCGACGCGAUGGUCUCGUUGUUCGACAAAGUUCUGGUCAUCAAUGGCGGACGUCAGAUCUUCUAUGGCAAGGCUACGGAGGCCAAGGCUUACUUCGAGGGCCUCGGCUUUGUGUGCCCUGAGCGCACCACCAUAACGGACUUUCUGAACUCCAUGACCUCUGACCCGGAGCUACGACACACACGUGAGGGCUGGCGAGGUCGUGUCCCAACGACGGCCAGACACUUCGAGGAGACAUACAAGAAGAGCGAUUACUAUAAGGAAGUGGUACGCGAUGUUGCCCAGUCUAGAUCACAGGAGGUAGGUCUCCAGAGGCGAGUUUACUGCCUGCCUCUGCACCGACAGAUCUUGGAGUGUUCGGUGCGGCAGUUCAGGGUGCUCGCGGGCGACCGGAACACGUGGAUGACCGAGGCCAUCACCAUCAUCGUCCAGAGUCUGGUGCUCGGCACGCUGUUCCGGGACCAGCCCAGAACCACACGCGCGCUUUUCAUGUUGGGGUCCUCCCUGUUCAACGUGGUUCUGGUGCCCGCGCUGCAGUCGAUGGCCGAGUUCAGCAACAGCUUUGCCGAGAGGCCGCUGGUCAUCAGGCAGAAACGGUUCCGCUUCUAUCGCCCCAGUGCCUAUGCCAUGGGUCUCGUCCUCACCGAUGCUGUGUGGAAGAUUGUGGCCAUCGCCUACAAUAUCCCUCAGUACUUUCUCACCGGCUUCCAGCGUUCAGCAGACAAGUUCUUCACGUGGUUCUGCAUAGUCUACGUCCUUCACAUGGCCUUGUCUAUGGUCUUCCGGGCCAUCGCUGUUUCCUCGCCCAGCAUAGGGCGUGCGGUACUACCCGUGGGAAUCAUGUUCAACAUAUUUGUUCUUUAUGCCGGAUUGUACGUUCCUGGACCACAGAUGCAGAUUUGGCUGUUCUGGGUAAAGUACUGCAACCCACUGUACUACGCAUAUGAAUCUGCCAUGGUUAAUGAGUUCGGCAAUCUUCAGUACACUUGCAGCGAGAACGACCUUGCUCCCAAUGGAGGAGCAUACGACUUGAUCGAGAACCAAGUAUGCGCAGUGCCUGGUGCCGUGCCGGGUCAGACGCUUGUAUCUGGUGCAGCCUACGUUCGAGACCAGUACGGCUUUGAGGUUUCGCAUUUGUGGAGAAACGUGGGCAUAAACGCCGCUUUUUUUGUUUUCUUCGCACUUUGCACGGGUAUCGGAAUGGAAAGAUACAAGCUGCCGGUUGGUCAGCUGGCAACAAUUUUCUACAAGGCCGAGCCGAAAGACUUGACGCCGAAGAUCAGUGAGGAUUCUGCGGAUAGCGAAAAGGGCUCUUCGUCUGACGAUAAUGUGCCUCCAACAUCGAUUGGACCACAAAUAUCACAACAAAUUCGAGAUAUAUCAACUCAUACCGGGCGAACACUCGUAUGGAAGAACAUCUCACUGGACCUGAAGCUCAACGGUGAAGAAAAACGCCUCCUCGACAACCUCAGCGGAGUCGUUGAGCCUGGCCAACUGACAGCGUUGAUGGGUGCUUCUGGAGCCGGAAAGACCACACUAUUGAAUACGCUUGCAGGCAGGUUGGAGUUCGGGUCUUUGUCAGGCGAGCUGUUUCUCGACGGUGGCCCGCUGCCCAAGUCUUUCCGUCGCUACAUGGGCUACGUGCAGCAGCAGGACGUUCACCUGCCGACGCAGACCGUCAGAGAGGCACUCCAGAUGACAGCCAAGCUCAGGAGGCCCCACACUGUGUCGGACGAUGAGAAGCUGGCACACGUAGAGGCUGUCAUCCGAACUCUGGAAAUGGAAGACAUUGCCGAGGCCCUAAUUGGUGUGCCGGGUGCUGGGCUCAAUUUGGAGCAACGGAAGCGGGUGACGAUCGGCGUGGAAUUGUCUGCAAAGCCAGACAUUAUGCUCUUGGACGAGCCCACGUCAGGUCUCGACGGUCAGUCGGCCCUGACUAUAGGUCGCCUGCUGCGCAAGCUGGCUCGCUCCGGCCAGACAGUGCUGUGCACCAUCCACCAACCUGCUGCAGAGUUAAUGGAGCAGUUUGACCACUUGGUACUCCUACUACCAGGAGGACGUCUGGCCUACGACGGGCCAUUGGGAGACAAAUGCUCGACUGCCCUCGAGUACUUUUCACGCACCGGCAGAGCAUGUCGCGUUGACGAAAAUCCUGCGGAAUACCUGGUCCAGGUGAUCCGAGAAAACGGUGCAGGAGACGGAGAGAAAUUCAAGGACCAGUCACACACUGCUCAUUGGAAGGCGAGCAAGGAGGCAGCUGCGCGGGAUGCGCAGAGAGAGCGAGUCCUGACUCAAGGGGCGGGCUCGCGUACUCUGCUACACGCAGAAAGCACGCAUGCCGUGCCGCUAUACUCCCAGUUCCUGACCACCAUGCGCCGCACCUGGUUUUACUACUGGAGAGACCCCGACUACUUUGUGUCCAAGUUCCUGAUGAACAUCGCCAACGCCCUUAUCAACGGCCUCACCUUCCUCAACUCGGGCAACAACGAACGCGGGGCGUACAAUCGCAUCUUCUCGGCUUUCAUGUCCCUCAUCGUCGGGCCACCUCUCGGCCUGCAACUCCUGCCGCGCUUCAUUGCGCUGCGGGACAUAUUCACGCAGCGCGAGAAGUCUAGCUUGACAUACAGCUGGAUCUGCUUCGUGGUCCCAGCCAUCCUGAUCGAGCUGCCGUACGCUUUUGUCACCAGCACGGCCUACUGGCUGCUGUGGUACUUCCCCGUCGGCUACUUCACCGAGCCGACGAGGGCUGGCUACAGCUUCCUGAUGUACCAGCUCUUCUCCGUCUUCGCGCACAGCCUGGCCCAGCUCUGCGCCGCCCUCAUGCCGAGCCUCAACGCCGCCUUCACCGCCAACGGCUUCUUCUUCAUGUUCGUGAACCUCUUCUCCGGCACGCUGUCCCCGAUCCCCGUCACGCCCUCAGGCUGGCGGUGGUACUACAAAGUCUCGCCGCUCUUCUACCUCAGCGAGGGCGUCACCAGCGAUCUUCUGUAUGGCCUGGGCAUCUCGUGUGAUGUCUCGGAGACGUCGACGUUCCAGCCACCUGACAACACAACUUGCGCCGGCUACGCUGCCGACUUUCUUGCUUCCGCUACUGGGUACCUUCUGAACCCCGAUGCGACUUCGGACUGCCAGUACUGUCGGUACAAGGACGGACAGUCAUAUUACAUUCAAUGGGGUUACGAUUUCAUCAACCGGUAUAGGAACAUCGGUAUCGUUAUUGGCUUCAUUGCAUUCAACUACACCGCUGUCAUUGCGUUGACAUAUCUACUGAAAGUGAGGAAGUGGAAGAGAGAUUGAAUGAGGGCAGUCUAGCGAUAUCUUGGGCGAUGUUCGAGUACAUGAAUUGCUUUGGAGAAGUGAAUGGGAUCCUUGGAGCCGGGAUGCGUUUGAGGAAGGAGGAAGAGGAGGGGGGGUGGAGCAUUUCAAAAGCAUGCUAUAGGACAUGCCCAACCACCUUGUAAUAUAGAUAUAUCCUCUACUGGGUAUUAUCCUGUAAUGAGUAUUUUCAUCACA
Molecule: messenger RNA, 4673 nt
Organism: Diaporthe batatas
Lineage: Eukaryota; Fungi; Ascomycota; Sordariomycetes; Diaporthales; Diaporthaceae
Exons: 10
Coding region: 351-4457 (1368 amino acids)
Biological process (GO): transmembrane transport
Cellular component (GO): membrane
Molecular function (GO): ATP hydrolysis activity; ABC-type transporter activity; ATP binding
Source: RefSeq, a predicted model, not a curated record